Molecule: messenger RNA, 1713 nt
Organism: Strongylocentrotus purpuratus (purple sea urchin)
Lineage: Eukaryota; Metazoa; Echinodermata; Echinoidea; Camarodonta; Strongylocentrotidae
Product: solute carrier family 15 member 4-like
Exons: 8
Coding region: 1-1713 (570 amino acids)
Biological process (GO): transmembrane transport
Cellular component (GO): membrane
Molecular function (GO): transmembrane transporter activity
Source: RefSeq, a predicted model, not a curated record
AUGGCGAGUCCUGGAGAAACCCCGCCCUCUUUGUCGACAUCGGUUGAGCCAAUAGGCGAUGGUAUGGAGGAUAACGAACCCGAGGUCGAUGCCGCUGCACCUGACACGCGUUCAGAUGCUGAAGAAAACGUGACCGAGGACAUCGACGCCAUCGACGGAGAAACAUACACGAGAGAAACCAUAUUGAACACCGCCUGCAUCAUAUUCUCCGACUUCACAGCGACUUUCAUCGCCUUCGCCGUCAUCUCCAAUAUCGAUGUUUUCGGAAAGGAGUUUCUUCUCUAUGACCCCGCCGACGUCGAAAAAUCAAACCUCAUCGUUAACGGAGUCGAUGCCGUGUUCUUUCUGUUGACGGGAUUCUUGACGGAUUUGUACGGAAAUUCGUAUAAAGUCAUGACUCUCUACAGUACCAUAACCCUUGUUGGUACCCUGAUCUUACCCCUGCUGACGUUCAACUGGUCGGUCAUCGAUCCAUCCUGCAGUAUACCCGUCCCAAUUCGUCGCAUUACCUUCUACACGGCACGAAUUAUCCUAGGCUUUGGAUUCGCUGGCAUCAACACCACUGCCCCUCCCUUCGCAAUCAGGCAAAUUGAGAAGUAUGGAGUUGAGGGCAUCCAAAGUUGCUUUCACUACAUUUACAUGGCGCGCAACUGCUGCCCCAAUCUCUGCUCUUCUGUUCAAACCGUGGAUGACGAAAACGUGGAACUUCUUAGCAAGAGCGCCCUCAAGUCCACCUCGACAGCUGCAGAUCUUCCAAAUGUAGAGGAUCCGUCCAUAACGCUGGCUGCAACAGUUGACCCCUGGGGCGAGGACUCAGUAGACGAAACCUUAAGCACCGAGCCACCUCCUACAUCUACUUCAUAUGGGACUGUUGAAGUGAGCGCAGUGACUAAUGGUGGAGAUCGUCCAGCAGAGCGCAUGAAGCCCGCGGUCUUUGGAAUGACAGUCGCCCCCGAAAUCCUUCACCGCUAUCUCCCGUUGGUGGGUAUCGCGCUCGCUCCCGUCUUCGAUAUUUACGUCUUCCCUUACAUCAGUAAGAACUUCAUCACACUGACGAUGCCCACUCGAAUCAAGAUUGGAAUCAUUUUGACAACCCUGUCUGUCCUAGCUGCCGCCAUCGUUGAGACGGCUCGGAUGAUGUUCAUCGAGCGAGGCGACUCCUUCCUCCAGGAGAUCAACAACCAGACCAUUACCACAUCGAAUCUCACACUUGCUUCCCUGAUACCGCAGUAUGUCCUUAUGGCUGCCGCAGAUGUCUUUGUAUAUAUCUCAAGUCUGGAAUUUGCAUUCAGGCAGUCCCCGAGAUCCAUGCAGGCAAUCGCAACAGGAAUCUUCUUGUUCUAUGCAACUAUCGGCCAAAUUGUUGCCAUACUCAUCGUACCUCUUAUUAACACAAUCACGACAGAUGACCCAUGGUAUCCACACGAGAUCAACGAUGGACAUCUCAAUUACUAUUUCCUCGUCUUGACCGCCAUAAGUCUGACCAAUCUCAUCAUGUUCUGCCUGGUGGAGAAAUUUUACAAAGCAUUGGGACAAUUUUUGUCAGAAGAAGGUACAAUUAACAGCACGACGAGAGAUACAACGAUAUCUACACAAGCGAUGACUGCAGACAAAACUACAACCAAUGUCACCACUGCACUGAUCAACGAUCCGGCUACGGGGCUUCCCCAACCGGUACUACAUGUACCUACGACACCCUCUACGGUGGACUAA